Messenger RNA from Acipenser ruthenus (sterlet), 2258 nucleotides. RefSeq lists its product as uncharacterized. The record is from RefSeq and is a predicted model, not a curated record. The coding region runs from base 475 to 1080 and encodes 201 amino acids. The transcript has 3 exons. Lineage: Eukaryota; Metazoa; Chordata; Actinopteri; Acipenseriformes; Acipenseridae.
GGCGAGACCUUUUUAAUGUGCAAUAUCCUCGAUAUUAUUUUUGAGAUCCACAAUUCUUGCUAUCAAAAACAGUUUAUCAAUAGUCGUGGCACCGGGGAUCAAAGUCUGCGUACCACCUGCAAUGACGUCUCGUCUCUGUUGGAGAUUUCCACGGGAACAGAGACAGCACCGGCCGGCAGCACCAAACCACCUUUGACCGCAGCUCGAAUCAUCGAAUAACAUUGCAGGCGACGGCUGAGUCCAGGGGGGGGGGCAAAGUUUAGUGCUGUCCUGUCUGGCUGCAGAGUUUUGAAAGACACAGACACGCAGACACACACACACACCCUCUCUGAUCUCACUGUGAAAUCUUCAACAUCAAACUCAGAGCUUAGAGGAACCGCGCUCCGUGCCAUUGCUGUAGCCAGAGAGCUCUCCGCAGCUUCGGCUCUCUCCACACGAUACAGAACUGAGAUCAGGGCACUCAGCGACUGAACCAUGACUAUCGGGAAGAACUCAAGGAAGUCCCCCCAAGCUCCCCAAUAUCUGGACAAGGCCAGCGGGUUCUACUGCCGGCUGCAGGAGGCGGAAUUUCAGGACGACGUUCCCAUGCAUCCGGAGGGGCAGAAAAACAUGAAACGCACCAAGGAGCCAGGAAUGUUCGACUUCAACCGCGGCAUGAUGGACGAUGACGGGACCAAACCCCUGGUGAGGAGGAAAUCCUCCCGGAGCAGCAAGAGAAAGAAGCAGAGGGAAGGAUCCGCGCGUUCCCGGGAACGCCGGCCGGAAAACCCGGAGGAGGGGGACGGAAUUCCGGAGCAGGGGGACGGAACGGCGGAGACGGCCACCGGAGUCCACUUCGCAGUCCUGGAUGACCAUCAGAUCCUCCUGGAUGAGAAGAAACCAGAGAAGAAGUCCGAGGAAAAGGCAAUGAAGAUGGAAAAGAGAAGCACGAUGAAGCAGUACAGAAAGGCAAUCGACAGAGCUUUCAGGAGGGGCUGGGAGACCUUCAUCACCAGCCUGUACAGCAUGACCCUCACCCCAAUAACCUCCUCAUCAUCAUCCUCAUCGGCAGCUGAACACAGAUCUGCAAUAGCGGACUAGAGCCGUGUCUGCAGCGUGCGUGGUUAAAGAAAGGGGUCUCGAUACCAGGAGGUUCAAAUCCCGGCUCAGCCACUGACUCCCUGUGUGUGUGUGUGUGUGUGUGUGUGUGUGUGUGUGUGUGUGUGUGUGUGUGAGACCCUGAGCGAGUCAUUUCACCUCCUUGUGCUCCGUCCUUCAGAUCAGACGGAAAACAAACAAGCUCCUAUUGGAAGUGACUCAGCAGCAGCAGUUGUUGAUGAAGCAGAGUUCACCCCCCCUUAGCUUCCAUUUCUUUCCCUUAUUAAUUUUGCCAGAGGCCUUUAAGUUCUUUGCGAGCCUCAGCUGUAAAAGAUGAACAUUCUACUUCCUGGCACCUCGUCAUCACUUCCUGUUCUGUAGGUCACAAGGCCAGUUUGCAGCACCCACGCACAGGCCCCUGCUCCAGUCUGCCAGUCAGUUCUCUAUCUAGUUAGUUUUUACUUUCAAUGACCGUGUGAAGUCUGGUGUUUGUUAGACUGAAGGUUUCUGUAGCUUGGAAAAUUUAUCAGAUUUAUGAGAAAUGAUAGAUUUGUAAACUGAAUAUAUAUGGGCAGCAGUGUGGAGUAGCGGUCAGGGCUCUGGACUCUUGACCGGAGGGUCGUGGGUUCAAUCCCAGGUGGGGGACACUGCUGCUGUACCCUUGAGCAAGGUACUUUACCUAGAUUGCUCCAGUAAAAACCCAACUGUAUAAAUGGGGAAUUGUAUGUAAAAAUAAUGUGAUGUUAUCUUGUAACAAUUGUAAGUCGCACUGGAUAAGGGUGUCUGCUAAGAAUUAAAUUAUAUAUAUACACACAUUAUUUCAAGUACUUAUUUUAUCAAUGGGGUGUAUAUUCUAUAGAGAUCCUGUUUAACUGUGAAAUUUCUAGUUAGUGCCUAGAAGAGAAAAAAGCCAAACUUGUUUUUUUAAUGCUUUGCUUCUGUUAUAAAUGAAUAGACUGUGUUUGCCUUGCGCUGUUUAAUAUCAAAUAAUCAUAUUCUGUGUUUCUUGCAUAAGUGGCUUAUCGGAGAGAAUAUAUAGAGAGAUAUAAAUUAUAAGUGUCUUAUUAAUGUCAUUUAUUUUUCUAAUUUGGCAUACGUUAUGUAAAGUUUUUGUUUUUUUUCACAUACUAUUUUUAAUAUUGCGAAUUUUAAAAAAAAUAAAAUGUUUUUUUUGGUUCUGA